Molecule: messenger RNA, 4247 nt
Organism: Diabrotica virgifera virgifera (western corn rootworm)
Lineage: Eukaryota; Metazoa; Arthropoda; Insecta; Coleoptera; Chrysomelidae
Gene: DCP2
Product: m7GpppN-mRNA hydrolase
Exons: 5
Coding region: 150-1160 (336 amino acids)
Biological process (GO): nuclear-transcribed mRNA catabolic process, nonsense-mediated decay; deadenylation-dependent decapping of nuclear-transcribed mRNA
Cellular component (GO): cytoplasm; P-body
Molecular function (GO): 5'-(N(7)-methylguanosine 5'-triphospho)-[mRNA] hydrolase activity; manganese ion binding; RNA binding
Source: RefSeq, a predicted model, not a curated record
AUCUAAAGAGAGUUAAGUGAUCUGUGAACAAAAUGUAUAACGUUUAUAAAGAAAGAGAAACGCAAAAGCCUUUUUUCAUGUAUUUCACGUAAUAUUUUGUGUUUAUUUUGAUAUAUUGUGAAUGAUUUUAACAUUGUGAUACUAAAAUAAUGGGUGAAACAGAAAACGUCGAAACUAGAACCGUAAAACAUUCAAUUCCAAUUGAUAUUCUCAAUGACCUCUUAACGAGGUUUAUAAUAUGUGUGCCAGAAUCUGCCAAACAGAAUUUAAUAAGGAUUUGUUUUCAAAUCGAAUUGGCUCAUUGGUUCUAUUUGGACUUCUACGUUGGAAAUGAUAGCCGGUUGAAGGCUUGUAGCAUUUAUGAAUUUGCCGCCCAUGUAUUUCAGCACAUCCCUCACCUCAAACCAGAGAGCCAUAAACUCAAUGAGAUUAUGGAAAAAUGGAAGGAGUACAAACAAAGUGUACCUACCUAUGGGGCCAUAAUGCUUUCUGAAAAUUUAUCUCAUGUUCUUCUCGUCCAAAGCUACUGGGCGAAAUCUUCCUGGAGUUUCCCGAAAGGUAAAGUAAAUGAAGAAGAAGAUCCUGCUCAUUGCGCUGUCAGGGAGGUGCUGGAGGAAACCGGUUUUGAUAUUAGCAAGUAUAUAGAUCCUGAUGAUUACAUCCAGUCUACAAUUAAUGAUCAGUUGGUCAGGUUAUAUAUAGUCAAGAACAUCCCUAUGGCAACGAAAUUCAGUCCAAAAACAAGAUGCGAGAUAAAAGCAUGCUCGUGGUUUCCUGUCACAGACUUACCGAUGAGCAAAAAGGAUGCCACACCUAAGACCAAAAUGGGAGUGAAUGCUAACGCCUUUUUCAUGGUGUUACCUUUCGUGAAAAGACUGAAGCAAAUUUGUAACGGAAGUACAAUUCAACCGAGGCAUCGGCACAAAUCAGCCAGUUUUUGUGAGAGCGAUGUGGUACAUCCGAGGCAUAGGACCAAAUCAAUGCAUAAGGCAGACACCGACGAUGUAAGGCAUAUCAAAAAACGUCAAGAGAAAAAACAACAGCACCAUUUGAAAAGACAGUUGUUCACCGAUGACGACAAUUUCGAAACUCAGUUCUGUGCUCCCUCGUGGCUCAAUUUUAAAUUUGACAAAAUUGCCAUCAUGGAAUGCAUGCCAUAACCGGUUCAUUUAAUUAUCAUUAUCAUUGUUUAAAAAAGAAUAGUUCGUCAACGCAAUGAAUAAAUUUGUUUGAUUCUAAUUGAGAGAGUCACCAGAUGUCACUACCAUUUCUGUCAGGGUUAUAAUGGCACGCGUAACUAUGAUAAAUCCAAAAUGCGUAGACACCAAGUUGGAUACAAUCCUAUUCGUAACACACCAACUCGGGCAGACACGAAUUGAGGACCAAAAUGAAAUUUUAAGUAAGGGUUUACUUUUAUUUAUACCUGAACAAAUCGCACGAAUUGAGGACCAAGACUUCUGAUAAUGAAAUCAUUAUACUCAGGUAUAAAAUAUUAUUAAAAGUACGAAUCCCAAUACUGCCGUCCUAAGAAAGAAGGCAGUAUCUCCACAAAUGUAAGUUUCGAGAUAAUGCAGAUUUUAAUAAACGGGGCUGUGCCACCAUGAAAAUAUUUAUGGAUUUCAGAAUUGUUUAACUGCGUUGUAGUUCUUUUUCAUAUCAUUAGAUAAGUUUAUUUUUUUAUAAGAUAUUUUUAUAAAUUUUAAUGAAAAUGGCGGUUACUGCUUUUAAACAAGGUAUGUUAUUACACAUUUGCUUAAAAGUAGUAAAAGUACUCAAGCAGUUGCUAGAUUAAAAAACAGUAUCUCCAUUUUUUUCUGUAGAUAGGAGAUACUGCCUUCUUGCUUAGGACGGCAGAAUAAUCGUAGAUAUUUAUUGCCUAUUUAAGAAACAAUAUUUUAAACAUAAAAGCGUUACACAUAUUUACAUUUAAAGUUUUGUUAUUUCCUGACCGUAAAUUAUUAAAUAGAAACUUUUUAAUUCCUGGGUUUUCGGUCUGAUAAAAAUAAAACACUUUGUUAUGGCUUAAACGUUUCGGCUAACUGCCAUUUUCAAUAAGCACUUUAAUGAAUAAUUAUAAACAUUACAUAAAACAAAACAAAAGACUAAAAUUUACAUUGCACUUGUUGGCUUGGCGUUUUGUUGUGGAAUGCGAGCUUGACUCUUGAAACCAUAUGGCAGAAUUCAAAAUUGACGUCCAUUAAGGACCGUAUUUAAAAUAUUUGCCAAAUUGUACAUUUAUAAAAAUUAAAUCAAUUUAUUAAAUUAUGAUAUACAUUGGAGAGAUCCUUGAUGUCAGUUUUAUUAUUUAUGCAAUUUUGGUCUUACAUGAAUCAUCUCCAAUAUACAUCUUUUGUUGUAGUUUUGUUCUUUUUCUAAAAUUUGUACAUUUUCAAAAUCAAAAGUAUGGUUAUUGUCUAUGGAAUGCUUGGCUAAUGCUGUAGUGUUUACUUUGUUGGUUUGUACACUAUGUUUGUGUGCAACCAUCCUUCUAUGUAUAUAUUGAUGUGUUUGCCCAAUGUAUGUCGAAUUGCAGUCUUUACAAUUUACUUUAUAAACAACAUCUGACUGCUGGUCCUUAGUAACAUUAGUAUUUACAUUUAAUAUUUAUACUUUAUGAAAACAUGAUGCAAAUUUUUCAAAAUCUAUUCGUCUCAACAAACCGUUAUUAUAUUCCGACAUUUUAGAAGUUAACAUGUUUAAUCUUCGCCUAACAAUUUUGUUCUUACAUUUAAAAGGCUCCUUAACGCUUUGAAUACGAAUGUAAGUAUCUGUUUGAAAAUUGUUCAAAACGUUUGCAAAUAAAUACAAUGAAGGGUGCAUCGAAUAGAAAUUUGAAUUAAAUCGAGAGUGAAAGGACUCGCAUGCAUUUGUAAAAUUUUCUGUAAUUACAGCUGCUUCAGCCCAAAGUGUUGGUGGAAAUAAAGAAUUUUUCACCAACAUAAUUGUCUAUUAAAUAGUCCGCAAAAUCUACCGCAGCUUUAUGCAGAUGAUUUGCAUGAUUGAUUCAAUAUAAACUAAAUCUAAAAUAAUAUUUUGUUAUUAAAUAUUUACUUACUCAUUACAAUCUCGUUAAAGAAUCGGACCCUCAUUCAUCCUAAUUACAGUCGGAAAAAUGAAAGAAUACCCAUGAACGAUCACAUCAAUCACUUAUUUUGUAUUUGCUGUUUUUUUUUUCUAUAACAAACGUUUGUUAUUUAUAGAAAGAGACAGCAAAUACAAAAUAAGUGAUUGAUGUGAUCGUUCAUGGGUAUUCUUUCAUUUUUCCGACUGUACCUACCUUAAUUUACGGUCCGUAAUUCGGUGCACUUAUUUGGCUGUUCAGGUAGCGGUUCUCAAUUCGAGAACACCGACCAACUCGCAUACAUAUUAAGAAAAAUAAAUAUAUGGAAGAAUAUAUUUAGAAAUUGAAUUAAUGAUGGCAUGCUACUAUACGGUAUACAUAAUAAUAACACGACAUCAUUAAUUCAAUGUCUAAAUAUAUUCUUCCAUAUAUUUAUUUUUCUUACCUACCUUAAUUUACAGUCCGUAAUUCGGUGCACUUAUUUUGACUGUUCAGGUAGCGGUCCUCAAUUCGAGAACACCGACCAACUCGCAUACAUAUUAAGAAAAAUAAAUAAAGAAUAUAUUUAGAAAUUGAAUUAAUGAUGGCAUGCUACUAUACAGUAUACAUAAUAAUAACAUGACAUUAUUAAUUCAAUUUCUAAAUAUAUUCUUCCAUAUAUUUAUUUUUCUUAAUAUGUAUGCGAGUUGGGGUGUUAUGAAUAGGAUCGUACCUAACUUGAUGUCUAUGUAUUUUGGAUUUAUUGUAGUUACGCGUGGCGUUGCGACUCUGUCACAGGUGGUGACAUCUGGUGCCUGUGUCAAUUAAAAUCAAACAAAUUUAUUCCUUGCGUUGACCAACUAUUCUUUUUUAAACAAUGUCAUUAUGUUGUUGCUAAUAGAUGGUCCACCCGAGAAAAAAUACGAUUUUUGUUUCUAAAUUUGAGGAUUUUUUAAUUUUUGACGGGGUCUUUUUGCGGGGUUGAUCAUCUAUUAAACUUGGAUAAGGAAACUAAUAUUGUCUAAAGAAACUUUCCCUCCAAGAAAUAUGUGUUAAAUUUGCAACAAAUGAUUUUUUUCAGUGAUAUUUAUUUUUUCAUAUUGCACCAAUCAAAUUGCGUGGUGUAGAUUUUAUGUUUAUUUUUUCAAAGUUUAUUCAAAUACAAUAAAUACGUAGAGAACAUGUCCAAUAGAUAUAUGUAUCUAGA